CUUACAAGUUACCCUUCCUACACACUAUCGAUGACCAAAGUCCAUCUUCCUUAGAAAUGGACUUCUCUCAUAAGAACUCGAACCCUAACCCUAAUUACACCUGCUUCUCUGGAAACUCUGAUCCGGUGGCGGAGCUCGAGCUCUCGGAUUAUCUCAUUCUCGAUGAUGGCUUCUUCGAGGAAGACAAUUUGUCGCAAAGUAUGGCGUCAUCGGAGAAGGGCAUAGGCGGCGCUAAUGUAGUUAGUGGUGCAACAUCAAAAAAUACUAACAUAAAAUCCAAAAGUGAAGAGAAGAAAAACAAGUUGGAACUGGGACAUCGAGUUGCAUUUAGAACGAAAUCAGAGAUAGAAGUCAUCAAUGAUGGAUAUAAAUGGAGGAAAUAUGGGAAAAAGCUCGUCAAGACCAGCCCCAAUCCAAGGAACUAUUAUAAAUGUUCAAGUGAAGGAUGUAAUGUGAAGAAGAGGAUAGAAAGGGACAGAGAUGAUAGAAGUUAUGUGAUAACUACCUAUGAAGGUGUUCACAAUCAUGAUAGCCCAUAUAUGCUUUGCUAUAAUCAAAAGCCUCUUAUGGCUCCUAAUGCUUGGACCUUACCAGCUUCUCCUCCCUCUUCUUCUUCUACAUGAAAAGGAAAAAAAAAGUACUUUUACAUUCUUCUUCAUCGUCUUCUCCUUACCAUGUAGCUUAACAUAGCCAUCUACUUGAAAGAUAUUUUUCAUGAUAUAUAUGUGUAUUAUACAUAUAAAUGCUCUUGAGAGAGAUUAGUUGACCUAAUUUGUCACUAUGUUUUUUGGGCUGAACAGUUAUAACUCAGCCCCUAGAAGAGGGGAUCCACCUCCUUCAAACCCACUUUAGGGACAAUAAAAUGGGACUGGGCCAAGCUAGUGAAUUGACUUUAAGUCGUCUUUGUUGUUUUUAAUAUUAUAAUUUUAAUUUCCAUCUUUGUUAUCAGAUCUACUUUUUAUUGGUAUAUUAAUAUAUAAA
Molecule: messenger RNA, 981 nt
Organism: Durio zibethinus
Lineage: Eukaryota; Viridiplantae; Streptophyta; Magnoliopsida; Malvales; Malvaceae
Product: putative WRKY transcription factor 51
Biological process (GO): regulation of DNA-templated transcription
Molecular function (GO): sequence-specific DNA binding; DNA-binding transcription factor activity
Source: RefSeq, a predicted model, not a curated record